Molecule: messenger RNA, 3314 nt
Organism: Melanotaenia boesemani (Boeseman's rainbowfish)
Lineage: Eukaryota; Metazoa; Chordata; Actinopteri; Atheriniformes; Melanotaeniidae
Gene: basp1
Product: brain abundant, membrane attached signal protein 1
Exons: 2
Coding region: 189-839 (216 amino acids)
Source: RefSeq, a predicted model, not a curated record
GUGGAAUCUAGCCGCACGGUGGAGCAGGCACAAGCCGCUGGGCGCGCAGGGAAACCGCAAAAAAAGAAAAAAAAUUACAACACACACACAUACACACACACGUACACGCGCAGCAGCCGCUACUUGAAACUGCGAGGAGAGCAGAGGGAUCGUCGGAACUUCAGUGUACACGAGGUCAGAGAGCCAAAAUGGGAGGCAAGCUCAGCAAAAAGAAGAAGGGAUACAACGUAAACGAUGACAAGGCCAAAGACAAGGAUGCCAAAGCAGAGGGGGCCUCUGCUGAGGAGAGUGAAGCUCCAAAAGACAAGAAAGACGAAGCAACGGAGGCCACCGACACUAAAGAGGUAGCAAAUGAUAAAGCUGCCAAAGAGGCACCAGCAGCCGAUGCUGCAGCACCAAAAGAAGAGGAAAAGAAUGCCGCUCCUGCAGCAAAGGAGUCCGAAAAGCCCGCCACCAACUCUGAGCCGAAAACAGAGGCGCCCAAGAGCGCAGAACCCGCCAAGGCCGAGGAGAAACCAACUGCUGCGGCCCCGGCCAAAGAAGCCCCUGCCGCCAAGGAGCCUGAGGCCAAGGCUGCUGCACCCGCCCCGGCAGCCGAGAGCAAAGGUGAGGCCGACGCCAAAAAGACUGAGGCCCCCGCGGCACCAGCAGCCAAAGCCGAGGCGGCCCCGGCUGCCUCUCCUGACCCCAAGCCCACAGAGGCGGCGGUGGCUCCCGUGCCACCCAAAGAGGCCGCCGCUGCACCACCUAGUUCAACACCAGCCGCCGAACCUCCAACCAAGGAGGUCAACGCCACAGAGGCACCAAGCAAGGAUCAAACCGUAGCAGUUCAAGAUUAAUGGACAGCUUCUUUUCGGAAAUGAAGAAUAAAUUACCUAACUCAACAUUGAUGAAGAUUAAAAAAAGAAAAUGAAAUUUACUAGCCCGCCCAUGUUAUGAUAAUAACAAUAAUAAUAAUAAUUGUAAUGAUGAUGAUGAUGAUUUGUCGAAUGAGGACAGAGAUGUUUCCCACCAUUGCAGAUGAUUAUUGCUAUUAUUAUUGUUAUGUUUUAUUCUAUUUUUUUCUGCUGUAGUAUUUGAACUUUGAUACGAGUCUGUGUUGGCCAUAAGCCUCGCCAUCCCACCUCCAUCAUCCCUCUCACUCAUACUAUUCCCAUGUCAGAAGGCCUGCAUCCAUACACUUACCUGCACCUUCUGCUCUGUGGAUGUCAAAAAUUGUGGAAAAGGUUCUGAUGAAAGACGAGGGGUGGCUGGUCAGGGGUUAAGAAAUCACUUUAACAACUGAAUUACAACUCAACUCCUCUGCUCUCCUGUUCAGCUCCUCCUUUUCAGAGUAUUGUGUUCUUGAAUUUGGCGCGGUACCUCCAGUUUUCUGGUGCAGUAAAGUUGUAGUUGUGUUUUCCCCCUUUAUUUUUGAACCCACUCCCUCCAGAUUUCGGGUAACGUUUGGGUUGUGGUGUCACUCUUUUUCUCCUCUAAGCCCCUCCUGGUCUGAACAGUGAAAACUAAGCACUUGUACAGGAAGUUUUGAUGAGUUUGUGGAGACUUUCCCAGAUAUUUCAAAGAUUUAACAAGGCUAGCUUUGCAGAGCAAAACACGUUCUUAGUGUAUUAGACAGUUGUUGGGAUUUUUCUGAUAAACUUCUACAUAUUUUCUACUGAAACCCUUAGAUAUAUUCUAAGUGAACUAAGUGGUUUUUUAACAUUUGUAAUACUUAUAAAAAUCUGCAAAGCCUCGCUUAAAAGAUCUUUGUAGUGUUCUCUGAAAGUCUGAAAGCAAAUCUCUGCUUUGUUGUCCAAAUUUGAUGAGAAAUAGUGUGUUUGCUUUUAAAGACAUAUCUUCUACUGACCUGGGUGGAAUAGGCAAAACAAUGACAUCAUAGAGAUGGUUUGAACUUGCUUAUCGUACUGAAAAGAGCAGAGUUUAGAUAGUGUACAUUCGGUUGUGUCUUUGUAAAGGUAGCAGACUAAACUGGAACCCAAACAUCCUGUGAUUGCUUCCACUCUCUGGCUUGUGUUACUGGAAGAAAACUGAAAUCCUUCUAUCCUAAUAACAGUAAAAUACAGAAGCAUUUUAAUAUGAUUAAAAAAAAGUUUUCGCUACUGGUUUAAUUAAACCCUCUUCAGCUGUUCAAAUGGAAACAUACAUUUAACAUUUAAAGACUACAGAAGGUAUAUUGUAGCACUAAUGCAGCAUGUACUGCUGACUACACCUCACCGGUUUGGGUAAGCGAGUAAACACACUUCAGGCGACAUCAUUUGUGGAUGUUUUUCAGUCCGUUUGACUGCAUGUUGGAUCAGUGCAGCUCCCCAUCAUCAGCAGUUUGAAACCAGAGAAGAACAGGGCGGGUGGGAGGAGGUGGGGCGGUUCAGUGAAUGAUCAGAGCUAUCAGCAACCACUUCAAUGCACUAUAGUCAAUGUUUCCAUGGCAACUAUAGUCCAUGCUGUUGUUAUAGGAUGGUGAUACCUCGCACUGGGAAAGGGGCUUCUGAUUUGGUCAUUUUCAUCCUCCAUGCAUUUUCCGUUACUCUGCAGAAACGACAUAUAUACACACAUAUAUGUAGUGGUGCAAGAGAAAGUACUCUGAUUCUUGUAAAAGCAGUGAUAUAAAAGAAAUAUCUGAGACUUUUCUGGAUGGAAAAUCUGGUUUGCUAUAGUCACCUAUCAAAAAGUUGUAAUAUUUUGCAUCAAAAAUGAUCCCUAUCUGCACUACAGGGAGAUCUCUUUUGGCCUAAUUUUUAACAAAUUCUCUUGUACCUCCAUGUACUGUAGUUUGCAUUGUUAGAGCAAUCAAAGCCAGCCAUAUGAGGCACCAGCAACCCACAACUCCUAGUGACUGCCAAACCUUCCUCUUUCCACCUUUGCAUAAAUGCAGGUAUAUGUGUAGUCAUCUCAGCCAUCCAUCCACCAGCAUAUUUUUCAGUUCCAUCCAUCUGACACGCAACAUGUUCCUCCCAGCACUCGUCAAACCGUAGCAGAAACCAACACUUGAGGAGCGUUUGUGUGUCACCCAAUUCAGUUUUUCUUCCUCUCUUGACUCAGUAAUUUGCAUGUCUGUGGUUGGGUGAACCUGUAGUCCUGUCUUUUUGGUCAAGUGGAGAAAAAAAAAAAAAAAAAAAAAAAAAAGAAGAAAAUCUUUGAGUCUGCAUCCAUAGCAACUACAGUUAAUAUUUUCAUUCCACGUCUCACCACUGCUAUUUCCACACCACACGUUCAUUCAAACAAAAAGAUAAAAUGGAAAAUUGAUGCAUUCAAAAUUAUAUGUACUUGUAUAAAUGGUGCAACAGUAAUAAAAUGUAAGAAAUUGACUUGAA